GGGACCAUAAAUAGGGCCCCCAGGCCAGCCUCCUCACUCGCCUCUUCCUCCUUCACCACCUGCCCGGCUCAGCAGCUGCCCAGUUGCCUCAGCCCUGCAACCAUGCCCCGCGGUCUCCUGUGGCUGGGCCUAACCCUACUGGGGGCCCUGCAGACCCAGGCCCAGGACUCCACCCCAAACCUGAUUCCAGCCCCACCUCUGUCCAGGGUCCCGCUGCAGCCAAACUUCCAAGAUGACCAGUUCCAGGGGAAGUGGUACGUCGUGGGCCUGGCAGGGAAUAUCAUUUCAAAGGAAGACAAAGGGUUUAAGAUGUACACCACCAACUACGAGCUGAAAGAAGACCGCAGCUACAAUGUCACCUCCACCCUGCUCAGGAACCAGCGCUGCGACUACUUUGUCAGAACUUUUGUCCAAACUUCCCAGCCCGGCCAGUUCAGCCUGGGCAACAUUAAGGCUUACCCUCCACUGCAGAGCUACACCGUGCGAGUGGCGGCCACCGACUACAACCAGUUCGCCACAGUGUUCUUCGAGUAUGUUUCCCAAAACCAGAAGUCCUUCAAGAUCACCCUCUACGGAAGGACCAAGGAGCUGCCCCCUGAGCUGAAGGAGAACUUCAUCCGCUUUGUCAAAUCCCUGGGCCUCACCGAUGACCACAUCGUCUUCCCUGUCCCCAUCGACAAGUGCAUCGAUGACCAGUGAGCAGGUGGUGAGUAUGGAUGGGGAGGGGGCUGAUGGGAGUGUGAGGGCAGCAGCCUGCUGCUCCCCUACCCGGCAUUGUCGCCAUCGUGACUCCCCUGCGUGCCUCUCAGGUGCCUCCUCUUCCUCCUUCCCGUUGCCUUCAUCUCCGCCUCCGCCCAAGGUGCCACCCAGCUGCCCCCAGGAGCCGGACACCACUGAGAGCCAGGACCCUCUCACAGUGCGGCCCAGCACUGCUCCCAGGCCACCCUGCUGAUGGAGUUGCUCCUUGACUGCUAAAUAAACACAUGCCCCAGCC
Molecule: messenger RNA, 994 nt
Organism: Myotis daubentonii (Daubenton's bat)
Lineage: Eukaryota; Metazoa; Chordata; Mammalia; Chiroptera; Vespertilionidae
Product: neutrophil gelatinase-associated lipocalin-like
Molecular function (GO): small molecule binding
Source: RefSeq, a predicted model, not a curated record